Molecule: messenger RNA, 900 nt
Organism: Eremothecium gossypii ATCC 10895
Lineage: Eukaryota; Fungi; Ascomycota; Saccharomycetes; Saccharomycetales; Saccharomycetaceae
Product: ACR109Wp
Exons: 1
Coding region: 1-900 (299 amino acids)
Biological process (GO): mitochondrial ADP transmembrane transport; mitochondrial ATP transmembrane transport
Cellular component (GO): mitochondrial inner membrane
Molecular function (GO): ATP:ADP antiporter activity
Source: RefSeq, marked provisional
AUGUCAUCCAGCGAUACUAAGUCGUUGCCGUUUCUGUACCAAUUCUUCGCCGGGGCCGUGGCAGGCGUGUCCGAAAUCCUCGUGAUGUACCCGCUCGAUGUGGUCAAGACGCGGAUGCAGCUGCAGGUGCAGGGCGGGGCCGGGCCGCACUACACGGGCGUGGUGGACUGCCUCAAGAAGAUCGUGGCGGGCGAGGGCGUCGGGCGGCUGUACAAGGGCAUUUCGUCGCCGAUCCUGAUGGAGGCCCCCAAGCGGGCGACCAAGUUUGCGUGCAACGACGAGUUCCAGAAGCUGUACAAGCAGGCCUUCGGCGUGGAGAAGCUGUCGCAGCCGCUGUCGAUGCUGGCGGGUGCGUCGGCGGGGUGCGUUGAGGCGUUUGUGGUGGUGCCGUUCGAGCUGGUGAAGAUCCGGCUGCAGGACGCGUCGUCGAGCUACAAGGGCCCGGUGGACGUGGUGCGCAAGAUCGUGGCGCGCGAAGGCGUGUUGGCGAUGUACAACGGGUUGGAGAGCACGCUGUGGCGGCACGCGCUGUGGAACGGCGGGUACUUUGGGAUCAUCUUCCAGGCGCGCGCGCUGCUGCCCGCGGCGCACAACAAGACGCAGCGCAUCACCAACGACCUGAUCGCGGGCAGCAUCGGCGGCUCGAUCGGCUGCAUGCUGUCCACGCCGUUCGACGUGGUCAAGUCGCGCAUCCAGAACACGGCCGUGAUCCCGGGCGUCGUGCGCAAGUACAACUGGUCGCUGCCCUCGCUGCUCACCAUCUACCGGGAGGAGGGCUUCCGCGCGCUGUACAAGGGCUUCGUGCCCAAGGUGCUGCGGCUGGGGCCCGGCGGAGGCAUCCUGCUGGUGGUCUUCACCGGCGUGCUCGACUUCUGCCGCGCGAUCCACUACGGUAAAUAG